Penaeus chinensis is the source of this 3720-nucleotide messenger RNA. RefSeq names its product protein THEM6-like. The transcript is spliced from 4 exons. Bases 185 to 772 code for a protein of 195 amino acids. The record is from RefSeq and is a predicted model, not a curated record. NCBI's taxonomy places the organism in Eukaryota, Metazoa, Arthropoda, Malacostraca, Decapoda, Penaeidae.
CGAGCGGAUGCCUCCGCAUGCGCACGAAUUCUUACAAGAACGCAGCGAGAGGUAAACAUUGCAUCAUCGACUCUGCUGAGGCCGGUAUCGUGAUGAUCAUUCUGCUGCAAUUUUGAGGAUAUUGAAGAGCAUUAACAAAAGUUGAUAGUAUCAGGAAAGUGGAUUUUUGUUUAAAAACUUCAAGAUGGUUGAGUUUUCAACUGUUGCCAUAGGCGUACUUCUGUCCCUUGAACUCGGAUACUUUGUGAAGGCUGUUGUCUAUGCUUUUGGCUCAAGGUUUCUGCUGCCAAAGCUUCAUCCUCUUCAAGCCUCAAGGUUGUAUGGUAUAUGCACAACCAGAGACAUAGACUUCCUGCUGAACCACAUCAACAAUUCACGAUACCUCAGGGCCAUGGACUUUGGUCGUGUGGACCACUUCACCAGGUCCAGACUUUUAAGUGGCAUAGGAGGAAAGAAGGUGCAGGUUCUUGUUGCAGCCAGUACCAUCAGAUACCGCAAGCCAGUUUAUCUCUUUAUGCCAUACAGGCUGGAAUCUCAGAUUGUUUACUGGGAUGAGCGAAAUUUAUACUACCGCCAGAACUUUGAAACAAUUCAUGACAACUUCCUACGAGCAACUGCCUAUGUGAAGCUGACAGUGUUGGGGUCAAGUCCAGAUGAGCUCUUGUCUACCUGCCUCUCAGAAUCUCCAGAACGACCAACCAUUCCAAAUGAUCUUGAAUCUUGGAUGCUAUAUGUUAAGCAGAACAGUGAGAAUCUCAAGAAGAAAGUGUAGGAAGUUUGCAAUAUAUUCUGCUGUCCUUUAUGUUACUCAGUCAGUUGUUCAAUUUAUUGCUGUCAUAGCCUCAAUCAAAUGGUACUCUGCAAGAUUCCUCCUUUGCAAACCAAUCUGAAAUUUAGUAAUGUCCACUUGCUGAGAAGAUGCACUUUCCUUAGGCUAAGUGAUCUGUAGCCACUUAAAGGCUGAGUGAUCCCUCAUAGUCUUGCAUACUAGGUUUGUAGAUCACAUAUUUUAUCAUUUUUCCUUAAUCCAAGGCAUACACUGGUUGAUUAUUACCAAAAAUGUUUUUCUGAUGUUUCAAGCACAUUAUUGUAAUACAUAUAGAUGUGGGUCACGUGAUACCUUUUUUAAAAGGCAAAUACAUAUGAAACCAGUGAUAUUUUUCCUUGUGGUGUUUCUUCAUAGUGCAAGAGUGUAUGAAUAUUUAAUGACAUUCCUCUGUUACUGUCAGUCAGGUCUUCAGGUACUUCUACAGGUACUACUUCUCUUAUUUUUAUGCAUGGUCUAGUCAGUCUGUUUUAAGAACAAACUUUCUUUGUCACUGAUUUGUGUAUGAUAUAUAGAGAAUACUCACUAUUAAAUGAAUAUAUAUGGUGUGUGCUUAUUAAUUUGUUCAUUGUCAUUAUAAAAGACAAGUUGUCAUCUGCCCUGCAUUUCUAAGAGUUAGAGGUAUUACAUAGUAAACCUUUAGCUUAGACCCUGACAAGCCUUAUGUUUAGAAUUAAGCAUAUACUGAAGUUUGGAAGAGGUCCUUACAGUGCUAGUUUUCAUUAGUAACCUGUCAAAAGGCACAAUUUACUCUAGGAAUUUUACAUCUUCAUAUGGAUGCAUUCAAUUUCCUAAUCACAUUGGAGGUAAUAUGCUUGUGAUAUAAUCCCAGGCAUUGCAUAGACAUUUCCAUUGCAUACAUAGUCAUUAGAUUAUAUGUAAUAUAUUAUCUGCCAAAUAAUUAAUUUUCCUCCCAAAACCUAAUUAGCUUCUGGUGUUUUUCCAGUGUGGUAUACCUUGCUUUUUUAAAAGGAAAUAGGGCAUGAAUUUUAGUGUAAAUGAUAUGUGCUGAAUUGUACAUGCUGAUGUUAUAUAGUAAUUUCUAGGCAAUAGAAAUUGUAAUAUGUUAAUUUGCAAAUUAUCAUUGUGUAUGUUGUCAUAAAAGAGCACUUUUUAAAGAUUUUUAAAGCCUUUGCACAGAAUGAAAUGUUUUAAAGUAGGAAUAAUGUAUAUUCUCAUUUGGUUGAUUUGGCAUCACCCACGUACCCCACAAAAGUCCAAAAGAGUGGGGGGUUAUUUCAAUGAAAAAUACUUCCAAAGGUGACAUGUCACAUCUCAGUUUUAGGGGUAAGUCAGUCAGUUAUCACAAAAUAAAUAAUAAGACAAAACAGUGCUUUGAACUAAUUUUUUGCGAGGCAUAAGCAAUAAUUUUUCUGUGAUUAAAUAAAAUAUAUUGGGAAUUAUUAUUGGAUGCAUAUAUUGCAUGGAAAAAUGAAAAAUAGAAAUUGUCAAGAGCAUUUAAGGAGUAAAUGAAGAUGAUAUCAGUUUUAUAAUGAUAGUGAAAUUGUUACCUAAUUACUAUUUUGUGGAAUAGGUUACUAUUUGAUCUUUUGAUUGAUGUGAUCAGAACUACAAGAAUCAACCCACUGUUGCUGAGAAAUGUUGGGUUCACUAGUUUGUGAAGUGUCUUUGUACUUAGUACUUUUGGAGCCAUCUAUGUGUAAAAACCACUAAUAAAUUAAAUUCACAAGGGGCAUGGCAUAUGUGUACAUGCCAUCCCUUGUGGUAUCGGGUUAAGUAAUUAUUAUUAGUUACUCAUGCUCAUGGUAUGAAUCGGGUGUUGGAAGUCCAUUGCAGAAUGAUUACAUAUUUUAUAGGAGAUUAUGUUUGAUUUGUGGUGUUUAAAGAAACUGUUGUUUAGGAUAUGUGGUUGUUGGUAAGUGUAAUUAAAAAAAAAAUUAUAUAAAUUUAAUAGGUACACUAUUUUAGAUUAUUGUUUAUAACAUAGGUUAAGUUACAAAUUAGACCCUGAAAAUUUCAGUUAUAUUUUCUUUGGUGAACUCAUGAUGAAAUUUUAUCAGUGGGUGUAAGUUGUUUUUAACACACAUUUCACAUGAAACAGGGUCAGGUAUUACUAAGGUAAUUCUAGACGUGAAUGCCCUCCAAACAAGAAAUUUGAUGAAAUAAGAUUAUACCAAUAAUGUGUACAUUGUGCUCGUAGUAUAGAGAGGUCACAUAGAGUAUAUUUUUUUCAAUAUGGAUUUGUUUUGUAUUUUCAUUGUUAUUUUGUUCUUUAUAGAGAUACUACUGUGGUUGGACAUUUGUAAACUAAAAGGAAAUCACAUGAUUGACAUAGUAAUCUUAUUUCUACAGUUACACCAUAAGAACUAAAAAUAGAUUUUUUAGAACAUAUUUCACUAAUAUUAGGAUACAUAGGGUUACAUAAAUGGUAAAUUUUGGUAUUUACUAAUUUGUUAUACAUACCUCAGAUUCGAAUGCUUGAUGGAUAAUACAUAAUGAAUAAUCUUACUCUUUGUUUGGCAGUUUGAAAGCCUUUCAAUAUUAUACGUUCAUGAAUAAAACAUAAAUGCAUUGUGGUUAAUGUUAAAUCUUUGAGCCUAUUAAUAUGUAAGAACUCACUGUAGUUGACUAAUGUCUUUUUCAUGUUUAAAAGAAAAGAUUGUAUUCAGGUUAUGACACUGUGAUUUAAAGUGUAAUAUACCAAAGAUUUUAGGUAUAUAUUUAUUUUUCUUGUAAAUGUUUGAGUUUAUUUCCUCAGUUCCAUGAAGCUUUUUUAUUUGAAUAUGACACUCUUGGAUAUAAUUGUAGCAUUUGACUAUAUUUCAUUUGUUUUUCGAUUAUUCAUAUUUGUGCUUAAUGUUAGCUAGUUGGUUAGGAAUUAUCUGCAAUAUUUGUUUAGAAAAUGUUUAGAUGAAUAAGAAUAAUGAUCACUA